This is a messenger RNA of Salvelinus namaycush (lake trout), 765 nucleotides long. Its product is annotated as glutamate receptor 3-like. The coding region runs from base 1 to 765 and encodes 254 amino acids. Lineage: Eukaryota; Metazoa; Chordata; Actinopteri; Salmoniformes; Salmonidae. Gene Ontology annotation, molecular function: AMPA glutamate receptor activity; transmitter-gated monoatomic ion channel activity involved in regulation of postsynaptic membrane potential. Gene Ontology annotation, cellular component: AMPA glutamate receptor complex; dendritic spine; postsynaptic membrane. Gene Ontology annotation, biological process: synaptic transmission, glutamatergic; modulation of chemical synaptic transmission. The transcript is spliced from 4 exons. The record is from RefSeq and is a predicted model, not a curated record.
AUGGGAAUUGUCAACAGCCCCGACCACCAUUCCAUGAUGAAGGACAUGGGGAUUGUCAACAGGACCAACGACCACCAUUCCCAGUAUGAGACAUGGGGAUGUCAACAGGCCCUUGAACCCACCAUCCAGAUGAGACAUGGGGGAUUUUCAUCACAGAGGUCAAAGAUCGCUGUAUACGAGAAGAUGUGGUCCUAUAUGAAGUCUGCUGAGCCCUCUGUCUUCGCUAAGACCACAGCGGAGGGCGUGGCUCGCGUCCGCAAGUCCAAAGGGAAGUACGCUUUCCUCCUGGAGUCCACCAUGAAUGAGUACACGGAACAACGCAAGCCCUGCGACACCAUGAAGGUUGGAGGCAACCUGGACUCCAAGGGAUAUGGCAUUGCCACACCUAAAGGCUCACAGCUAAGAAGCGCGGUCAACCUGGCCGUGUUAAAACUCAACGAGCAGGGCCUGUUGGACAAAUUGAAAAAUAAAUGGUGGUACGACAAGGGAGAGUGUGGCAGCGGGGGAGGGGACUCCAAGGACAAGUCCUCCCAGGCCCUGAGCCUGAGCAACGUGGCUGGGGUCUUCUACAUCCUGGUGGGGGGUCUGGGCCUAGCCAUGCUGGUGGCCCUGGUUGAGUUCUGCUACAAGUCGCGUGCCGAGGCCAAGCGCAUGAAGGUGGACCUUAGCCCCCCUCACUGCCCCAGCCCCUCUCCCAGCACCCAGAAUUUAGCCACUUAUAGAGAGGGGUACAACGUAUACGGCUCCGAGGGGGUCAAGAUAUAG